Candidula unifasciata is the source of this 270-nucleotide messenger RNA. The record is from the annotation of a GenBank genome assembly. NCBI's taxonomy places the organism in Eukaryota, Metazoa, Mollusca, Gastropoda, Stylommatophora, Geomitridae.
AUGGCUAUGGUACCAAUGGAGGAGCUACCCCCCGCUGAUUUCGAUAGGUCAAACAAAGGGGCUUCAAAACAACGUCGUGACCAAAUCAAUGCCGAAAUUUCGGUCAUGCGUGACCUGCUCCCUUUGCCGGAGUCUUCCAGACAAAGACUUUCACAACUUCAGGUUAUGUCCGUUAGCUGUGUUUACAUCCGGAAGUGCAACGUUUUACAAAACCUUUUCCAAUGCCAAUCGCAUGAGGGUGAACUUCCAGAAGCUGUGGACUUUUUGCAG